Molecule: messenger RNA, 1717 nt
Organism: Drosophila mojavensis
Lineage: Eukaryota; Metazoa; Arthropoda; Insecta; Diptera; Drosophilidae
Gene: Df31
Product: protein bangles and beads
Exons: 3
Coding region: 281-823 (180 amino acids)
Source: RefSeq, a predicted model, not a curated record
GUCUCAUUCGGCGUUUUUCUGCGUAACUGUGUGGACGUUAUUCUGAACGGCAACCAAAAACCCAGCAGGCAUUCAACUUUAAAAGCAGCAGAGCUACCUGAAAAAAGUGGUCAAGCAAGAGUAAUUGCACAAAUUUAUGAAAUUUGCGAAUCUUGUUGUACCUACGUGUUUUGGUUUUAAGUAUUAAAACAAGUCGUGUUUGCGUACGCGUGCUAUUUGCAGAAAAGUAAAACUAAAACCUUCGCGCUUCUCUUUGAAAAGUAAUUCUUUAAAAGUUAAAAUGGCUGAUGUGGCUGAGAAAAAGAACGAGACCCCCGUGGUUGAGAAAGUUGCCGCUGAAGAGGUUGAUGCUGUAAAGAAGGAUGUCGUCGCUGCCGACGAUGCAGCAGCAGAGACACCGACCACCACAGAGAACGGUGCUGGCGAGGAGUCGAGCAGCAGUGUCGAUGGCGCUAAAGAGAACGGUGCUGAGGCCAGCGCCGAAGCUGCGCCCGCUGCCGACGCUGUCGAUGGUGAGAAGACAGACGCCGCAGCACCAGCCGAUGAGAAGAAGGUAGAUGUGGAGGCUGAGAAGACAACAGCUGAGGCUAAGCCAAGCAGCGAGGCCGCCGCAGCGGUUGAGAAUGGCGCCGAUGAUGCAGAGGCAGCUAACGGUGACUCAAAAGAUGCGCCCUCCGCUGAAGCUGUGAAGCGAAAGGUGGAUGAUGCUACCGCUAAAGCCGAUGAGGUCGUUGCCACGCCGGAGAAGAAGGCGAAGCUGGACGAGGCCAGCUCAAAGGAUGAAGUUCAAAAUGGUGCCGAAGCCAGCGAGGUGGCUGCCUAAAGAGUCCUGGCUAACUGCAUCGCAUCGCAUCGCCCGCUCAGCCAGCAGCACAGUAAUACAUUUAAAUUUACUAACAUACACAAACAAAUCACACACAAAAUGCGCUCACGCACUCAUGCACAAACAUACGCACACACACAUACCAACACUGACUUGAGUUACUCUGUAUGUAUGUGUGAGUGUGGAUGUGCAUGUGUGUGUGCUGACAUUUCUAAUAACAAUCCUGUAAAAAGGGAGCGUAGUCUUAAAAUGUACCGAUUCUCUCUGACUUUACUAACAAAAAAGAAAAAAAAAGCAACAAGAAAAAAUCCAUUAUCAUUUAAAAUUUACUUAAAAACAAAAACUUAACUUUAAAGAAAAAAGUAUAUAUAUAUAAAUACAAAAAAGAAACAAUUAAGAUGCGUUUUAAGCAGACAAGCAGACAAGCAAACAAAAAAAAAGAAGAGUUGUACACAAGAAAAACAUCAAAUUUAAUAAUAAUAUAAUAAAAAAAAAAGAAGCAAACCAUACAAAAACAAUUUGCAAGUCUUGUAAAAGUAAACGAAAACAAAUUUAAUAUUACGCAUUUGUCAUUUUUAAGAUAAUUUCUUUUUUAAUUUUAUGUAUGAUCCUAUAUUAUAUAUGAGUAUUUAUAUUAAAAGAAAAAACAAGCUCUAUGUUUAAAACUCGAUAAAAAAAAACAAACAAAAAAAGAAAGAACUCCUAAAGAAGAAACAGGAAAUAACAUAAAGCUGCCCGCGCCCCUUCAAGCUCCUCACAUGAAAGAUUUAUAAAUAGAAAUAUGCAUAUAUGAAAGGAAUAUCAAGUUUUUAUAUAGCAAUGAAAUCAACAGCGCCGACUCGCCAAACUUAAGAAAAUUAAAUUAUAUUUAACAACUUUAAUGUACAACCGUAA